Molecule: messenger RNA, 1385 nt
Organism: Setaria italica (foxtail millet)
Lineage: Eukaryota; Viridiplantae; Streptophyta; Magnoliopsida; Poales; Poaceae
Product: probable 2-oxoglutarate-dependent dioxygenase AOP1
Exons: 4
Coding region: 1-1164 (387 amino acids)
Molecular function (GO): dioxygenase activity
Source: RefSeq, a predicted model, not a curated record
AUGUCGCUGCUGGAAGAACGUGCUGCUCUUGGAACUCCUGCGAGGAAAUGGAAAUGCACGAGCGCCUUCAUCCAUUGUCAACGUCGGCGGCCGCUAUGCUCAACCGUCAACUCCGAGGCCAGAGCAGCCACCAACCACGAUGCGAAGCAGAGCAACCCCAAGCCCCAUCACCAUCGAAGACACGGAGCUAAGCACUUCAGCUCAGCUAGGUCGGCGAGGACAGGCGCCGACGCGAUGCAGCUCCCGAGGAUCGACUUCUCCGGCGUGGACCCGUCGGCGCCGGGCGCCGGGACCUGGUCGGCGGUGCGCGCCCAGGUGAUGGAGGCGCUGACCACCGUCGGCUGCUUCGACGCGCAGUAUCCGGCCCUGGCCCCGGAGCAACGCGCCGCGCUCUUCGACGGCGCCGUGAGGCCGCUCUUCGCGCUGCCGGUCGACGCCAAGCGCCGCAACUACUACGGCGCCGACAAGCCCUUCCACGGCUACCUCGGCGACAUCCCGGGCUACGAGAGCCUCGCCAUCGUGGACGGCACCAAGCUCGAGCUCGUCCGCGACUUCGCCGGCCUCAUGUGGCCCGACGGCGGCAGCAACGACGGCUUCUGCAAUGCCGUCCAUGGCGCGGCGUCGCGGAUCUUCGAGCUCGAGGAGGCGGUGCGGAGGAUGGUGAUGGAAGGGCUCGGGGUGGCCAAGUACCACGACGCGCUGAGAGCGUCCACGUGGCACCUGUUCCGGAUGUCGGAGUACCAGGCGCCUCACGCCGCGGAGAAGACGGUGAGGUUCGGGUCGCAUCAGGACACCAAUUUGCUCAGCAUCGUGUGCCAGCACGAGGUGGAAGGGCUGGAGGUGCAGACGAGGGACGGGGAGCGGGUCCUCGUCAAGCCGUCGCCGACGUCGCUCGUCGUCAUGGUCGGCCAGGCACUCCGGGCUUGGACAAACGACCGUCUAUACGCACCAUUUCACCGGAUUACUGUCGGUGGGGAUGCCACCAGGUACUCUGCCAUGUUGUUCUCCGUCCCGAAUUUCCAGAUUCAGGCGCCAGGUGAACUUGUGGACGACGAACACCCUCCACGUUUCAAGCCCCAUGACAACAAUGACUACAUCCGCUUCUGUGUUUCCGAAGACGGUGCUCGCCACGAAGAUAAGCUCAAGGCCUUCUGUGGAGUGUAACUACACACGUCUGCAGUUCAGCCCGGUGUGCACCAUCGAAUUGAGCAAUCUGUACGGCCGUCUGGCAUUCGUUUUGUUCGUGUGAACGGCUUUGCAUCAGAGAUGCGAUAUUAACCCUGCUGUCUGAAGACUGGAAAGUUUAGGACCGACCGGAGAAGAUACCGGUUCCGUUUCUAAACGUCGGCGUGUUUGAUCCUCGAGCUAAAGUUUAACCCUUAUCA